AUGCCUGUACCCACAUCAACAACGAACAGCAGCACGGCGGCGGCAGCGCAGGGAGACGAUGGCAAGAACAUCUGGAUCGCUGCGGGCGAAGGCGAUCUGGAGCGCGUCAAGUACCUCGUCGAUGAGCGCGGCAUCUCUCCGACCGCCGCCGACGAGUUCACCUACACGCCUCUCCACGCCGCUGCGUCGUACGGCCACCUCGACAUCCUCCGGUUCCUGCUCUCGCACCCCUCGGCACCAAGCGAUGCGGCAAACACGACCGACUCGGACGGCGACACGCCCCUCUUUGUCUGCGAGACCGUCGAGGCUGCCCGCGUCCUCAUCGACGAGUUCAAGGCGGAUCCAAAGUGGAAGAACAACGAAGGCGAUACCCCGGCAUCUUCGGCGUUCGAAAACGAGCACGAGGAUUUGGCAACCUAUCUCCGUUCCCUAACCGGCGAACCCGAACCUGUAUCGCCGCUCUCCGACCAAGACGACGACGACGAGGACGACGACGACAAGGACGAUGAGCCAGCACCGCAAAGAGGGGCGAUCGAUACGACGGCCCACCUGACGCAGCGCGAGGACGACGAGGCCGACGCCAUCGCAGAGGCGCAAACCGACGCCCUCAUGGAAAAGGUCGGCGAGAUUCUGCAGCGACACGAGGACGCAGGGACCGACCCCGAAGACGAGCUGCGAGACGUUGUCGGCGAAGUCGUCGUCAGGCAGAUCAUGGAGGGCCUCCAGAUCUCGUCGCCCGGCCCAGAGCCCUCGGGGCCCUGA
Messenger RNA from Pseudozyma flocculosa PF-1, 762 nucleotides. RefSeq lists its product as uncharacterized. Gene Ontology annotation, molecular function: protein binding. Bases 1 to 762 code for a protein of 253 amino acids. Lineage: Eukaryota; Fungi; Basidiomycota; Ustilaginomycetes; Ustilaginales; Ustilaginaceae. The transcript is spliced from 4 exons. The record is from RefSeq and is a predicted model, not a curated record.